This is a messenger RNA of Paraphaeosphaeria sporulosa, 1719 nucleotides long. Its product is annotated as high affinity glucose transporter. Gene Ontology annotation, cellular component: membrane. Lineage: Eukaryota; Fungi; Ascomycota; Dothideomycetes; Pleosporales; Didymosphaeriaceae. Bases 121 to 1713 code for a protein of 530 amino acids. Gene Ontology annotation, biological process: transmembrane transport; carbohydrate transport. Gene Ontology annotation, molecular function: carbohydrate:proton symporter activity. The transcript has 3 exons. The record is from RefSeq and is a predicted model, not a curated record.
CGCUGGACUUGACCGCGUGCUGGCGUAUAUAAGGAUCGGGGUUUCCGCCUCCCUGGGUGCUCGAUUUCUCUGGUAGCUCUUUGUCUUCUUUUGGGUUGAUACUCUGCGGGUUCAGCCACCAUGUAUCAAAUCGGCAACAUCUACGGCAUCACUGCCAUCGCCGUUAUUGGCGGUGGCUUGUUCGGUUUCGACAUCAGUUCCAUGUCGGCCAUUCUGCCUACGCAACAGUACCGCUGCUACUUCAACCAGGGACCCUCCUAUGCCGACGACCCAGAUGGCUGCUCAGGUCCCACCGCCAACGUGCAGGGUGGCAUCACCGCCGCCAUGCCGGGUGGUUCCUUUUGUGGUGCCCUCAUCUCCGGCUGGAUCACCGACCGGCUUGGCCGUAAGACGGCCAUCCAGAUCGGUUCCGUUAUCUGGUGCAUUGGUUCCAUCAUCUCGUGCGCGUCUCAGAACAUCGCUAUGCUCAUCGUCGGCCGCUUCAUCAACGGUAUCGCCGUCGGUAUCUGCUCUGCUCAAGUCCCUGUCUAUGUCUCCGAACUGGCUCCUCCUUCAAAACGUGGUCGUGUUGUCGGUGCCCAACAGUGGGCUAUCACAUGGGGCAUCUUGAUCAUGUUCUACAUCUCCUACGGCUGCACUUUCCUCGAAGGACCUCAGGCUUGGCGUGUCCCGUGGGCUCUUCAGAUGCUUCCUGCAGUCUUCCUCUUCUUCGGCCUUCUUCUCCUGCCUGAGUCGCCUCGUUGGCUCGCCCGCCACGACAAGUGGGAAGAGUGCCAUGCUGUGCUCACCCUGGUCCACGGAAAGGGAGAUCCCAACGCGCCAUUCGUUUCCCUUGAAUUGAACGAGAUCAAGCAGAUGAUUGAGUUCGAGAGGCAAAAUGCCGACGUCUCUAUCAAGGAGCUGUUCCGCCCCAGGAUGUUGAACCGCCUGCACAUCGGUGUCUUCACCCAGAUCUGGAGUCAGUUGACGGGUAUGAAUGUCAUGAUGUACUACAUCACCUACGUCUUUGGUAUGGCUGGCCUGAAGGGCAACAACAACCUCAUCGCCUCCUCCAUUCAAUACGUAAUCAACGUCUUCAUGACCAUCUUCGCCCUCAUCUUUAUCGACCGCUGGGGCCGCCGCUAUCCCCUCAUGAUCGGCGCCACCCUCAUGGCGACCUGGAUGUACGCCAACGCCGGCCUGAUGGCCUCCUACGGACACGCCGCUCCUCCAGGCGGUCUCAACAACAUCGCGGAGCAGUCCUGGGAAAUUGGCGGCGCACCCGCGAAAGCCGUUAUCGCGUGCACCUACCUCUUCGUCGCGUCCUACGCACCCACCUGGGGCCCCGUCUCCUGGAUCUACCCACCCGAGCUGUUCCCGCUCCGCGUGCGCGGCAAAGCCGUCGCCAUCACCACCGCAUCCAACUGGAUCUUCAACUUCGCGCUCAGCUACUUCGUGCCGCCCGCGUUCGUCAACAUCCAGUGGAAGGUUUACAUCAUCUUCGGUGUGUUCUGCACGGCCAUGGCCAUCCACGUGUUCUUCUGCUUCCCUGAGACGAGUGGUAAGACUUUAGAAGAUGUGGAAGAGAUGUUUAUGGCAGGUAUCCCGGCGUGGAGGACGCAUGUGGAUUACCAGAGCACGAGGAGAGCGGAGGCAGGUGACCUAAGCGAUAAGGAAAAGGCACUGCAUCACGAGCAGAGUCCUGAGAGGCUGGAGGACGCGCCGAAGGUUUAGGUUGUG